GCCUCGCGCCGGCCCAAGAUGGCGGCGGCGCUGGAGGCCCCCGGCCUGUGACCACAAAGAGGGAGCCGGGGCCGGACGGCAGCGCGGCGGCGGCGGCGGCGGCCGAGGCCCAGGCCGGGCCCCGCGCCCCUCAGCCCCCCCCGGCCCUGCCCCCCGCGCGCCCCCGCCGGCGGCCGCCCGCCCCUCCCCCGCCGCCCGCCUAGCAUGGUGCGGCGGGCCGCGCGCGCCGACAUGGGCGAGAAGCUGGAGCUGAGGCUCAAGUCGCCCGUGGGGGCCGAGCCCGCCGUCUACCCGUGGCCGCUGCCGGUCUACGACAAACACCAUGAUGCUGCUCAUGAAAUUAUCGAGACCAUCCGAUGGGUCUGUGAAGAGAUCCCAGAUCUCAAGCUUGCUAUGGAAAAUUACGUUUUAAUUGACUAUGAUACCAAAAGCUUUGAGAGCAUGCAGAGGCUCUGCGACAAGUACAACCGGGCCAUCGACAGCAUCCACCAGCUGUGGAAGGGAACCACGCAGCCCAUGAAGCUGAACACGCGGCCGUCCAACGGGCUCCUGCGGCACAUCCUGCAGCAGGUCUAUAACCACUCGGUGACCGACCCGGAGAAGCUCAACAACUACGAGCCCUUCUCCCCGGAGGUGUACGGGGAGACCUCCUUCGACCUGGUGGCCCAGAUGAUUGACGAGAUCAAGAUGACCGAGGAUGACCUGUUCGUCGACUUGGGCAGCGGUGUGGGCCAGGUCGUGCUGCAGGUUGCCGCAGCCACCAACUGCAGACAUCACUAUGGCGUCGAGAAAGCUGACAUCCCAGCCAAGUACGCGGAGACGAUGGACCGCGAGUUCAGGAAGUGGAUGAAAUGGUAUGGAAAAAAGCAUGCCGAAUACACACUGGAACGAGGCGACUUCCUCUCAGAGGAGUGGAGGGAGCGGAUUGCGAACACAAGUGUUAUAUUUGUGAAUAAUUUUGCCUUUGGUCCUGAGGUGGAUCACCAGCUGAAGGAGCGAUUUGCAAACAUGAAAGAAGGUGGCAGAAUCGUGUCCUCGAAACCCUUUGCACCUCUCAACUUCAGAAUAAACAGUAGAAACUUGAGUGAUAUCGGCACCAUCAUGCGAGUCGUGGAGCUGUCGCCCCUGAAGGGCUCCGUCUCGUGGACGGGCAAGCCGGUCUCCUACUACCUGCACACUAUCGACCGGACCAUACUUGAAAACUAUUUUUCUAGUCUGAAAAAUCCAAAACUCAGGGAGGAGCAAGAGGCAGCUAGGCGCCGCCAGCAGCGUGAAAACAAGAGCAACACGGCCACGCCGACCAAGGUCCAGGAGAGCAAGGCGGCCGUGCCCGCGGACGCCCCCGUGGAUUCUGGUGCUGAAGAAGAAAAAGCUGGGGCGACCACCGUGAAAAAGCCGUCCCCCUCCAAAGCCCGGAAGAAGAAGCUGAACAAGAAAGGGAGGAAGAUGGCUGGCCGGAAGCGGGGGCGGCCCAAGAAAAUGAACACUGCAAACCCUGAGCGUAAGCCCAAGAAGAACCAAACUGCACUGGAGCUCCUGCACGCCCAAACCAUGUCUCAGACAGCCUCGUCCUCGCCUCAGGAUGCGUACAGCUCACCUCACAGCCCGCUGUAUCAGCUACCUCCCGUCGUGCCGCGGCCGUCGUCCAACCAGCUGCUGGUGGCGCCCACCCCGCCCGCGCUGCAGAAGCUGCUAGAGUCCUUCAAGGUCCAGUACCUGCAGUUCCUGGCCUACACCAAGACCCCUCAGUACAAGGCCAACCUGCAGCAGCUGCUGGACCAGGAGAAGGAGAAGAACGCCCAGCUGCGUGGCACGGCGCAGCAGCUCUCCAGCCACUGCCAGGCCCAGAAGGAGGAGGUCAGGCGGCUGUUCCAGCAGAAACUGGACGAGCUGGGAGUGAAGGCCCUGACCUACAGCGACCUGAUCCAGGCCCGGACGGCCAUCUCCGCCCACAACCAGCGGCUGAAGGAGCAGACGGAGCAGCUCGAGAAGGACAACAGCGAGCUCAGGGGCCGCAGCCUGCAGCUGCUCAAGGCCCGGUGCGAGGAGCUGAGGCUGGACUGGGCCACGCUGUCCCUGGAGGGUCUGCUGAAGGAGCGGCAGGCCCUGAAGAGCCAGAUCUCGGAGAAGCAGCGGCACUGCCUGGAGCUGCAGAUCAGCAUCGUGGAGCUUGAGAAGAGCCAGCGGCAGCAGGAGCUCCUGCAGCUCAAGUCCUGCGUGCCGCCCGGCGGCCUGUCCGUGCACCUGCGCGGGAAGGGCGCCCUGGGCCGGGAGCCUGAGGCCGAGCCUGGCCGCUUCCACCUGGAGCUGGACUGCGCCAGGUCCACCCUGCCACCCUUCAGCAGCAUGAGCCCGGAGCUCUCCAUGAACGGCCACGCCACGGGCUACGAGCUCUGCAGCGCGCUCAGUCGGCCGUCGUCCAAGCUGAGCACCCCCCAGUACCUGGCCUCCCCCCUGGACCAGGAGGUCGUCCCCUGUACCCCCAACCAUGGCAGCCGCCCGAGGCUGGACAAGCUGUCGGGCCUGUCCUUGCCCGACUACACCCAGCUCUCCCCGGCGAAGGUCGUGCUCAGGAGGCACCUGGGGCAGGACCAUGCCACCAGCGGGAAGGGGGCCCCCGGCGAGCUGCUCCCACGAGCUGAGCAUGCCAAGGAGCAUGGCCUCACGUAUCAGAGCCCUGGCAUUUCAAACAGUGUGAAGCUGAGCCCUCAGGAUCUGCGGUCCUCGUCCCCUGUGGCCUUGCAGGUCCCAGGGGAGAAGAGCAGUGAGAAGGGCCUGCGUGAGCGCCCCUACGCCAGCAGCGGGGAGCCCAUCACCAGCCUGCCCAUCAGCAUCCCGCUCAGCACGGUGCAGCCCAACAAGCUCCCGGUCAGCAUCCCCCUGGCCAGCGUGGUGCUGCCAAGCCGCGCCGAGAGGGCGAGGAGCACCCCCAGCCCUGUGCAUCAGAGCCGAGACCCGUCCGCCACACUUGAAAAGCAGAUUGGUGCUACUCCCCACGGCGGUGGGGGCAGUGCUGCCGGAAGCAAGAGCCUCACCCUGGCGCCCUCAGGCUUCUCGUAUGCUGGCUCGAUGGCCGUCAGCGGGGCCCUCGUGGGCAGCCCAGCACCCGCAGCCCCUGGAGCUGAGCUGGGCCCCUUGGACGAGUCCCCUGGCUCCGGCUGCCUCUUCGCCGCUGCGGGGUCCCGGAGCUCGACACCACAGCACCCACCCCUGCUGGUGCAGCCCCGGAACCCGGGCCCAGCCUCCCCCGCCCACCAGCUCGCUGCCAGUCCCCGGCUGGGCAUGCUCCCCGACACCGGCAAAGGGGACCUGCCCUCCGACUCGGGGUUCUCCGACCCGGAGAGCGAAGCCAAGAGGAGAAUCGUCUUCACCGUCACGACCGGGGCGGGCAGCGCCAAGCAGUCUCCGUCCAGCAAGCACAGCCCCAUGGCUGCCGGCGCCCGCGGGGACUGCGGCUCGGGCCACGGGCAGGACAGCCGCAGGCGGGGACGGAGGAAGCGCUCCUCGGCGGGGACCCCCAGCCUGGGCACAGGGCUGUCCCCCAAGCGCCGGGCCCUGCCGUCUGUGGCCGGCCUCUUCACGCAGUCGUCAGGGUCCCCCCUCAACCUCAACUCCAUGGUCAAUAACAUUAACCAACCUUUGGAAAUCACGGCCAUCUCAUCCCCCGAAAACUCCCUGAAGAGCUCUCCUGUCCCCUACCAGGACAACGACCAGCCCCCCGUGCUCAAAAAGGAGAAGCCCCUGACCCAGACGAACGGGGCGCACUACUCCCCCCUGACGUCGGAUGAGGAGCAGGGCUCGGAGGAUGAGCCCAGCAGCACCAGAAUUGAGAGAAAAAUUGCAACAAUCUCCUUAGAGAGCAAAUCUCCCCCGAAAAGCUUGGAAAAUGGUGGCGGCCUGGCCGGCAGGAAGCUGGCACCUGCGAGCGAGCCUGUCAACAGCAGCAAGUGGAAGUCCACCUUCUCGCCCAUCUCCGACCUCGGCCUCGCCAAGGCCGCCGACAGCCCCCUGCAGGCCGGCCCCGCCCUGAGCCAGAGCUCCUUGUUUGCCUUCCGGCCCGCCUUGGAGGACCCCGUCGCCGCCGAGACCAAGGUGGCCACACACACCCGGAAGAACUUUCCCGGCUCGCUGGCGGGGGCUGGCGGACUGAGCCCAAACAGCAACGCUUCUAACGGGUUCCCCUUCGUGGGGGGCCUGGCCGCGGACCCCAGUUUACACAGCUUCAACGAUGGUGCUUCUCUCUCGCACAAGGGCCCCGAGGUGGCCGGCCUGAGCGCCGCCCUGAGCUUCCCCUCCCAGCGGGGCAAGGACGGGGCCAUCGUGGAUGCCAACCCCUUCCUCAGCAAGAGGCCGCCGGACGGACUGGGCGGCAGCAAGGGGGACGGCGGCAAGGGCAAGGAGCCGGGUGAACUCGGCCUGCCCCCAGGCCCAUCCUCGGAGAAGGGCGCCCUGCCACAUGGCGGCAAGGGGGGCCGCGGCCGGGACCGCGAGCUGGACUUCAAGAACGGCCACAACCUCUUCAUCGCCGCCGCCGCCGUGCCCCCUGGGGGCCUCCUCAGCGGGCCCAGCCUCGCCCCGGGGGCGUCCUCAGCGGGCAGCGUGGCGCCCUCCACACAGACGCACCGGCCCUUCCUUGGCACCUUCGCCCCCGCGGCCCCGUUCGCCCUGGGCCCCAUGGCCCUGCAGGCCAACCUUGGCUCGGUGGCCGGCUCGUCUGUGCUGCAGUCCCUGUUCAGCUCUGUGCCGGCCGCCGCGGGCCUGGUGCACGUGUCCUCCGCUGCCACCAGACUGACCAACUCGCACGCCAUGGGCACCUUCCCCUCCGGGGUGUCGGGCGGGGCCGUCGGAGGUGUCUUUAACCAGGCGGUGCCUUCUGCCUCUGGCCACCCGUUCGGAGCCGGUCGCGGCAGCGGCGCCUUGUGUAGCAGCAGCUCGCUGAGCUCACGCCCACCGCAGGCGGCUGCCGGCGCCGCCGCCUCUUCCUUGCAGGCCCCGGCCCCCGCCGCGCCCCGGCCGCCCCCGCUUCCUGCUCAGCGCGCCCCGCGCCUCGCGCCCCCGCCUAACGCCACCUUGCCUCCCGCACCCCCGCUGCGCGCCGCUAACCCCGCGCCCGCGCUCCUGCAGAGCCUCGCCGCCGUCCCGGCUAACCCCGCUCUCUCGCCCGCUGCCUCUGCUAACGCCUCUUUGUCCAUCAAGCUGGCCUCCCUCCCGCACAAGGCCGCCCGGCCCUCCCUCGCGGUCCACCGCCAGCCCCUGCCCCGGCUGGCCCUGGCGCCGGCCGCGCCCCUCAUCCCGCAGGCCAGCUCGACGGGGCCGCCGGCUGUGUGGGUUUCCCUUGGCAUGCCGCCCUCCUAUGCCGCGCAGCUCUCGGGGGUUAAGCCGCGAUAAAGACCUUGCUUAGCUAGCCGUUCCUAUCGCGUAAGGUAUCUAGGCCUUCUACCUCAACUGCGUGACCUAUGCAAGCAAGACGUGUGGACCAACGCGGCCACAGCCGCCCACCGGUGCUCGCCCGCCCAGCUACUGGACGGCAGACAGACGGACGCAAGGAAAGACAACGAGCGCGCUCUACUGUGAAUCCGGGCUGUGACCGACUGCAGGAGGGAGGCGGAAACGUGGCUUCAGUUUGUACUGUUGAUAGUUUUAGAUAAAGUAUUUAUCGUUUUUUAAAAAGUAAAAACAAUUUUGACUUAUUUUAUUCCAUCUAAGUGGUAAAAAGCAACUUAUUCAGAAAUAUAAAUAUCUCUAUAUAAGAAGACCUAUAUGAAGACGUCUGUCUGGAGACCGGCCCGAUGGCGUCGCCGAGAGCCCGGCCGCGGUGCUAUCCCGUUCAUCAGGCCGUGCCUGUCGCCCGCCCCCUUGGUGCUGACCCGAGCCCGCCCGACGCCAGACCCACUCCAGCCGCUCGGCUCACAUACCAAAGGCUUGCCCGCUCGCCGCAGGAGGGCGGCCGCCUUCCCCCAGGCGGGGUCCUGCCGCCCUGACGAUGGACGUGGCCUCACCCAUCAGAGCCCACGGGCCCCGCCUGCCCGCCCGUCACUGUGAACGUCGCUCGCCCAGACCACGUCGGCCCAGGGCCCGGGGGCCUCCAGAGUGGGGACAGGCCCAGGUGUCGUUCCGUAGGGCGCGGUGGGACGCGGAGCUGCGAAGCCAAUGAGACUCGGGCCCUGAUGGCAGGUGCUCUCGCUGGGCUCGCGCAGUCCUCCACGCAACACGUGGUCACUCACGGUGCCAGGGGGCCGGGGCAGAGCGGGCACACAGCCCUGGUGUUUCUGUACAGGAGAGUCACACUAACGCGUGACAGUGUUUUAUAGAGAAGGGAUGGAAAUUUAUAAAUUUCAUAGACUUGAUUUCAUUUAUUUUUAGAUUGUAUAAUGCACAGUAAACUUUAAAAAAAAAAAAAAAAAAAAGGUGACGGGCAAGAAAACCCAACCUUUUUAUUUAUUCAAGUGCACAAAAAUGGUAUUGGGCCCGGCCGGCCCGAGUGGGCUGCGGCCUGCCCCAGGAGGUGCCCCUAAGCCCCUUCCCCGCACCCCACCUACACCCCGAAUCCCCCGGUGUGAGAGGAGGCUCUCCGGCGCUGGGCAGCCAACCCCUCCUACUCCCACAGCCCUCCCACACCCCAGCAGCCUGUUGUGCUCAGAGAUAAAUGUACUGGGUGCGGACAGACAGGCCAGGGCCAAGGCUAGAAGAAAACAGAACCAUUUCAGGUCCUUCCAGAAGUGGCCAGCCAGGUUCUCAGGCCCCUUUUGUGCAGGUCUUUGCCCCAGCCUCUGCUUCCGGGGUCAUCUGAGCUAACAUCCCUGCAGGGUGGCGGGCACCCUAGGAAUGCUGGACAGGGGCAGUGAGAACCCUCUUCUCCUGCAGCCCCCAGCCCUGGCCUCCAUCCUCAGCUGCCCCCGAGAGCUGUGGCCUGAGAUCCCCACACCCAUGUUGGUGAGCCCUGCCUGGGGGUGCCUGGAGCUCAGCCUUCCCAGCUGAGUGUCCCGGGGUCGGGGCAAGACAUGCACAGUGCCCCCACCCCAUCCUUCCCUCCCUCCCAGUGUCCCACCGGGCCUCCCCUGGUUUCCAGCCCCCUCCCCUGCUGAGACCCACCCUUCCUCACCCAGCCUGCCCUCCGCCUUGGUGCUCAGCCCUGGGGUGCCGUGCCCCCCUCGGGAGGCCUUGUGCCUCCAGCCCCCAGAUGAGGAAGGAACCUUUAGGGGCGGGCAGCACCCCGCUUCCAAGGGGCCAGGUUCUCACUGGGAUGCUGCAGGGCCAGCCUACACCCCCUCCCCCCCCCCGCCCCCCGCUGUGGCGCUCAGGGAGGCCCUAGCCUGAAACAAAGCUCUUACAGCAGCCAGUACCCCUUCUCCCUGCCCCUCCCAGGGACAGUGGCCUGCGGGACCCCCACUGGGGUGCCACCCGCAUUUCCCCGCCUCCAUCACUGUCAGUACACGCAGACUUGAGUGUCAGAACUCAGACCCACACGUAUUUCAGGACACACAGCUGCUUCGGGGCUGAGCUCGUGCCACAGGCCAGUUAGCAGUGCUGGGAACCUGUGGGUGACAGGUGCCUCUCCCCACCCCAGGCUGGGGUGCACGCUGCCCUGGAAGCCACCCGCUGGCUGGUGCUCCCCUGCACGCCCUGCCCCUCCUCCAGGAUGGAGACUAGACACUAAGACUCCUGCGCCUGUAAUGGUGGCAGUGGGAAGGGGGCUGGGGUGUCCCAGGCAGCUCUCAGUUGGCACUUGGUGCUGUCGGCUCGUGGGCAACUUUCAGGGAAAGCCGGUGGUUGGUGGCGAGGCUGCUCCUGCUCAGGAACUGAUCGAACUCCACAGACAACACGGUGUCCUCGGUCACAGGCAUGGCCUGGCCGGCUCAGCCUGGGGGCCGUGACCCGCGUGGCCCCUGCCACCCGGCGUGUGUACGCCGCCCACCGUGCUUUCUGCCCGCCCCAUUGCCCGCUCGCCCCGCACUCCCUAGUUCGACCGGCCCAUCCACACACCUGCUUUCUUUCUCAUCUCCCUGACCUUAAUUUGUCCCUGCAGUGAAGCUUUGCUUUUGUCUUUAUAUUACAACAUUUGUAUUUUGA
This is a messenger RNA of Choloepus didactylus (southern two-toed sloth), 8070 nucleotides long. RefSeq names its product DOT1 like histone lysine methyltransferase (gene DOT1L). Gene Ontology annotation, molecular function: histone H3K79 methyltransferase activity. The transcript has 29 exons. Gene Ontology annotation, biological process: DNA damage checkpoint signaling; DNA repair; regulation of transcription regulatory region DNA binding. Lineage: Eukaryota; Metazoa; Chordata; Mammalia; Pilosa; Megalonychidae. The coding region runs from base 205 to 5388 and encodes 1727 amino acids. The record is from RefSeq and is a predicted model, not a curated record. Gene Ontology annotation, cellular component: nucleus.